UAAUAUGACACAAAUAUGACAGUAAGAAAAAUUCUCUACAGAAGUAUUUUCAGCUCUGCAAUCGAGUACUGCAUGUGUGCGUAUACGCAUAUAAUCAUACAUAUGAGAUAAAUUAAUAUUAUUAUUUAUUUAAGUUUAACAAAGUGCAUAGUGUCGAAAAAUGAUCAAUACAAAUGUGGUCCUUAAUAUCAUUGCUUUUGCAGUAAUUAUUUUUUUCGUUGAAGGUCAUGGUAAAUUCCAAUCAAAACGUAUAAACAGUGAAAAUGCAUCGGAUCGUGAAUUUCCGUACAUGGUAUCAUUGAGAAGAGAUGGAAUACAUUUUUGCGGUGGUGCUAUAAUAAGCUCUAGACAUAUUCUCACAGCAGCUCAUUGCUUUGUUGGGAGAGCUGAUCCACCAUACACAAGAAAUUUAACAGUUGUUUCUGGUGCAGUAGAAAAACGAUACGGCCAAGUACACAAUGUUUUCAAGGUCACAGUUCAUUCAAAUUUUACGAGGGGUUCUGAAGCGAGAUGGCGUGAUGAUAUUGCCGUUGUAACUGUAAGAGAAAAGAUUAUUUUCGACCAACGACAAUCAUCGAUUUUAUUGCCAAAAGAAGAUACGCCUGGCAAUGUCAAAGCUGUUUUAACUGGAUGGGGACAACUGUCAUCUACUGAUCUUGUUGAACCAAGUGUUCUUCAAAAACGUAAUGUCACAAUUCUCAAAAAUAAAGAGUGUAAUGAUAAGAAAAAUUCAAAUAUGUUAGACACUCAAGUUUGCGGCUACGAUGGUAAAGGAACUGGUUUUUGCAAUGGUGACAGUGGAAGUCCACUUGUAUACAAUGAUGAAGUUGUUGGAAUUGUUUCAUUUUCUGUAAGCUGUGGAAUUGGUUAUCCAGAUUUAUACACAAGAGUUUAUCAUUAUCUUGAUUUUAUUAGAAAUGCAAUGUAAAGAAAAUGAAAAAAUAAAUAUUGGCUUUAUUCUUUCGAAAUAUUAAGAAGAUAAAUAUUGACUAUAAUAUUCAAUCGAAAUUUGUUUUAUUGAUUUAUUGUGUGCUUAAAUUUUGUCGUAAAUUUUAGGAAAUAGAAAUAUAAUAACUUCUUUAAGUAAAACAUAUCUCCUAGAUUUAUACACUUUUUUUUUUCAAUUUUCUUUUUUUAUUUGAAUUUUACUAAGUUUGACAUAUUUGGAAUAUAUCUUUUUUUCAAUUUUGAAAAUCAUAUGCUGAUAUCAAAAAUAUUUCUAGUGUUAACACUGAUCGAGAGGUACACAACUUC
Messenger RNA from Aphidius gifuensis, 1254 nucleotides. RefSeq names its product chymotrypsin-2-like. Gene Ontology annotation, molecular function: serine-type endopeptidase activity. The coding region runs from base 161 to 928 and encodes 255 amino acids. NCBI's taxonomy places the organism in Eukaryota, Metazoa, Arthropoda, Insecta, Hymenoptera, Braconidae. The transcript has 5 exons. Gene Ontology annotation, biological process: proteolysis. The record is from RefSeq and is a predicted model, not a curated record.